GGGUGGUUCUUGCUAUUAUAUCUGGACUGGUUGCGAUUGCGUUGGAAAUGGGGCUUAAGAUGAAUUGUGCUCAAAAUCAGGGUUUUUCCACCAUCAGCAUCUUUGCUCAGGGCCCACAGUAUGGUCUUAUCGCUCUCGCUGAAGUGUUCACUGCUCUCACAGUUAAGGAGUUUUCAUACAUGGAAGCCCCUGAUGGCUUGAAGUGCUUCAGUAUGGGUUUAAAUCAGACUGCUCUAGGACUCUCAUUUCUAAUCUCGCUGGGUAUAGAAAGCUUGGUGAAAACCUACACUGACUGGUACGAUUUUGAUUUAAAAGACAUGUGCCUGGCCAGUGACCCAAGCCAUUUGGAGUAUUUCUUGGCUAUAUUGGUAGUAAUGAGCUUAGUCUUCUCCGUAGUAUUCCCUUUGGUCACUAGGAUACCGAAGACCAUAGACGAGGAGGGAGAGAAUUUAGAGAGUAAUUGACAGACUUUACCACGAAUGAAUGAAUGGUGCUUUCGUAGGAAAACUGAAAUACCCGAAAUUAUUCUCUCUGAAAGCGCAAAAAGAUGGAUGUGUAUGUAUUUGCUCAAGAGGUUGUUUUUGUGUUGGUUGCAUUUUUUUAACAAAUUGUAAAACGGAAGUGCGCGACAUAUAUAAUAUGAAAAUUGUUAGUCACAAGCUCACAUCGUGGAAAAUAGUAAACUCAUUUUUUAUACAACUCCACAUUAAGGACAUUUCUUCUAAACUAAUUUUUUUCAAAUAAUGUUGUUCGUUUUAGGCCGAUAGCAUUCUGAAAAUGUUCGAUAUAAUAAUGUUUAAUUAAGAGAGAACUUCUUAAAAUAGGCCACAAUAACAUUACAUGAGUGUGCCAAGGCAGCGCAUGUAAAACUGAAAGUUUAAGGGUAUUAUUACCCUUUAUUAUCAUACUGAUAUGAUACUGAAAAUGAGUUUUUUUUU
Molecule: messenger RNA, 938 nt
Organism: Lingula anatina
Lineage: Eukaryota; Metazoa; Brachiopoda; Lingulata; Lingulida; Lingulidae
Biological process (GO): transmembrane transport
Cellular component (GO): membrane
Molecular function (GO): transmembrane transporter activity
Source: RefSeq, a predicted model, not a curated record